Messenger RNA from Malania oleifera, 1444 nucleotides. Its product is annotated as probable aquaporin TIP3-2. Gene Ontology annotation, cellular component: membrane. The record is from RefSeq and is a predicted model, not a curated record. The coding region runs from base 401 to 1183 and encodes 260 amino acids. Lineage: Eukaryota; Viridiplantae; Streptophyta; Magnoliopsida; Santalales; Ximeniaceae. Gene Ontology annotation, biological process: water transport; transmembrane transport. Gene Ontology annotation, molecular function: water channel activity. The transcript is spliced from 2 exons.
AUUGAAAGAGAUAGAGACGGCUUCGAUCAGCCAGAAAAAAUUGCUGACACUGCAUUCAUCUACAGCUAACACGUACCUCAGUACGUGUCACUGCCGCUCCUUUCCACCACCCAGCUGCACACAUGCCUCCCUCCCUGUUUCUCCACCCUAAAACCAAAACCCCACUCCACUUGCUCCUCAUGCAACCACUCCUUCGUUAGCUGUCCGAUGCAGAAAACUAAAAACAAGAGCAGACAGAAUAGCAAAAUAACAUCCGAAGUUCAUUAGCGCACAGAAAAAGUUUAGGUGUUGGGUCCUUGCUCACCGGCGAUCCAGGACUGCAAGGAGUUAUUGGAAGCUAGUUUUACUUAAAUCAGCUGCUUAAUAGUUGAUACAGACAGAUACUGGGACACGUACAUCUAUGGCUCCCCCACGUAGAUAUGCGCUUGGAAGGGCAGAAGAGGCGACCCACCCCGACUCCAUGAGAGCCACCUUGGCAGAACUCGUCGCCACCUUCAUCUUCGUGUUCGCAGGCGAAGGUUCGGUCCUCGCUCUUGGAAAGUUGUACGGGGAGAAGGCAGCAUUAGAAGCGUCCGGACUGGUGUCCGUCGCACUGGCACACGGGCUGGCGCUGUUUUCGGCAGUAGCAGCGAGCAUGAGCGUGUCCGGCGGCCACGUCAACCCCGCAGUCACUUUCGGCGCCCUUGUCGGCGGCAGGCUCUCCCUCCUCCGCGCCUUCUAUUACUGGGUGGCCCAGCUUCUCGGCGCCGUCGUCGCCGCUCUCCUCCUCAGGCUGGCGACCGACGGCAUGAGACCAGUUGGGUUUUCGUUGUCGGCGGGAGUGGGGGAGUGGAACGCGCUGAUUCUGGAGAUAGUGAUGACUUUUGGGCUGGUCUACACGGUGUACGGGACGGCGAUAGAUCCGAAGAGGGGGAGCGUGGGGACGAUAGCACCAAUGGCGAUAGGGUUCAUAGUGGGGGCGAAUAUACUGGUGGGUGGACCUUUCGACGGGGCGUCAAUGAAUCCGGCCAGGGCAUUUGGGCCGGCGGUGGUGGGGUGGAGGUGGAGGAGCCACUGGGUGUUCUGGGUGGGUCCGUUUGUGGGAGGGGGAAUCGCUGGGCUCAUCUACGAGUUCAUGGUCAUACCUUCGGACCAGACCACCCCGCAUCACACUCACCAGCCUUUGGCUCCCGAAGAUUACUAGCUUUUCCUAUAUAUAUAUAUAUUCCUUGUGGUGUUUGUGCUACCUCCCAGUUCGUAUGGCUUUGUUUGUGCUCUCCGCCUUUGUAUGUGUUGUGUUCUCUCUCUCUCCCUCCCUCCCUCCCUCUCCCUCUCUCUCUCUCUCUCUCUCUCUCUCUCUGUUUUGGUUAUCAUUGAAUUAAUGCCGUGUGCUUACUUUCCCCCCAUCUCAAUCAUGCUUGUGUACGCUUAAUUACCUCUUAAUGAAUAAGUUGGUUUUUUUUUU